AUGAGCGGAAACUUGUCCAAAUCUAUGCGCGAAAACUAUGAUACCCAUGGAGUAGACGAGUACUACAAAAUUGUCGGAUCAUCGUAUCGCAACCCUCACUUUCCGGGUAUCAAACUAUGUAUGAACAUUUUUAUGAACAAUACCAGCACAGACCUAGUGAUAAGGGCGUAUUGGUUUGCGACCUUGCAUGCGGGAGGUAUCGGUGAAGUCACCAUCGCACUCCAAGAAUGGUGGACUACUUGCCAAACUCAGAACCAGUCCACCCCGAGCGCACCUGCUCGUCCAGCUGUACCUCGCCCAGUCGUAUCCCCUCCUCGUCCAGUCGUGGUACCCCUCCGCCCGGCCGUUUCUCCACCCAUUCCGACCUCUUCCCGGGCACAACCCCUUGCGUUCCCACGCAUAAGCUCCGUUGAACCUCCACUUCGAAUCGUUGCCACUGAUCCAUAUACAUCAGAUGCGUACCGUACUCGAACGGGUCUUCCGUGUAUCCCGAUGAGCUUUCACGAUGUGGCUGUGGAAGGUCUGCCUGACGCUUCAAAGGUGUCGUUUGAGGAGAUCGAGAGUGAACUAAAAGGGGAAGAAAAGGUGGACGUAGCCGAUAAAGAUGAAACAGUAAACGCAGAUCAUGGGGAAGCUACGACGGCGACUGUGGAGGAUUCUCAUCCUGAGGACCGAGAGAUCUAUGAUCUCGUGAUAUGUUCUUUUGCGCUUCACCUUUUAACCACCCCCGGAUCAUUAUAUGAACUUCUUUCUACGUUGUCGUGUGGAGCGAGGUGGCUAGUCGUUCUAGAACCCCACAAGAAACCCGAGAUCAAGGAAGGGUGGGGAUGGACGCUGUGGGAUGUUACGGUGUGGCAGGAAGCACAAGGAAGAGAGGGUGAAUUUGUGAAAGAGAGUACCAAUUUGUAG
Messenger RNA from Rhizoctonia solani, 909 nucleotides. RefSeq names its product methyltransferase domain protein. NCBI's taxonomy places the organism in Eukaryota, Fungi, Basidiomycota, Agaricomycetes, Cantharellales, Ceratobasidiaceae. The record is from RefSeq and is a predicted model, not a curated record. The transcript is spliced from 7 exons. Bases 1 to 909 code for a protein of 302 amino acids.